This is a messenger RNA of Nematocida minor, 270 nucleotides long. RefSeq lists its product as uncharacterized. The record is from RefSeq and is a predicted model, not a curated record. NCBI's taxonomy places the organism in Eukaryota, Fungi, Microsporidia. Bases 1 to 270 code for a protein of 89 amino acids. The transcript has a single exon.
AUGUGCAUACGCUGGGUCUAUGAAGCAAUAGAUGCAGAGGUAAGAGUAGAGCUGAACGCAGGCACUGUUGUGCAGGGAACACUCAGGAGCAUAGACAAAAGAGAGAACAUAGCCGUGGAGCUGCCCAAUAAAUCCACUGUUCUAAUAUCCAGCACGGCAAUAAAUGCAAUCAUACUUCCCGAGCUGAUACAGGCCGUGCUCUCCCAGACAGCACUGCCUGCAAGAGAUACAAAGUCUACACAAGACAACACCCCGAGCAGCAGCAGAUAA